Salvelinus sp. IW2-2015 is the source of this 763-nucleotide messenger RNA. The record is from RefSeq and is a predicted model, not a curated record. Lineage: Eukaryota; Metazoa; Chordata; Actinopteri; Salmoniformes; Salmonidae.
AUGCCACGAAAUGUGGCUGACUUGAAUGUGAAUCUGAAGGCCAAWGCUGUAAAAAGCAGUGGUCCCCUCGGCGCUGGGCUGGUCCAGCUGGCCCACCUCCACACGUCCCCCAACAGCCAGGCCCCAGUYCCCGCUCUGCCAGAGAAGGGAGGCAAGACGCGCCACGGCAUCAUCCCUGAGGAGCUCUUCCAGAUCCUAUACCCCAAGACUGGAGUUACAGGGCCCUACGUGCUGGGUGCUGGGCUGCUCACAUACAUCCUUUCCAAGGAGAUCUACAUCAUCAACCACGAGACCUUCGCUGCUGCCUGCAUGGGUACGGUCAUCAUCUAYGGUGUCAGGAAGUUCGGCCCCGACGUUGCGGCUUUCGCUGACAAACUGAACGAGGAGAAAGUUCAGAAGGCUCAGGAAGUGAAGGACCUGGCCAUGACCAGCUUGGCUCAGGCCGUUCAGGAUGAGAAGAAGGAGCAGUGGAGGGCAGAGGGACGACAGAUGCUCUUCGACGCUAAGAGGGAGAAAGCAAGUAUUGCCAAGUGCAUCACAGACCUGAAGGGGUUGGCUAAAAUCCAGCAGGCUAAGACCGCGGCGUAACUCACCACUGUACUGUCUCUAGACCGUCGCCACUCAACCCCCAACUCAUUGAUGGCCACUUUUCAUUACAAAUCAACUAUUUCCUCUUAAUGAUAUGGUCUCUGUCUCUGUCCAUGUUAUGAGUGUAUAUACACAUCGACUGAUCAUAAAAUAAAAGGUUAAUUUUAUUCACUAA